AAUCGCUGCUUAAAAUCAAGUUUGGAACGUUUGCUAAGGGUUGGAAGGCGAUUUGAAGCACAAUAUUAAGUUAUGGCGGGCAAACGAGAGCUUGUGCUAGGUAUCUGUGCCCCGGGAAUUGUUGAGGUUCCGCCUGAUAAACCUCCAUCUAGACCUGUUGCAUAUGAGAUUGAUACAUCAGAUCAUUUUUACACUGAAAUGGCAACCCCUGACCGAGAUGAGUUGAUUAGAUGGGCUCGGGAGAUUGCCUUAAAGCUAAAGUUUGCAAUUGUAAUUGGCAAAUCCGACAACGGCAGCGAUAAGAGGAAGCAAUAUUUCAGGUUGGAUUGCGAGCGGGGAGGCCGGUACGUGUCAACAAAUAAGAAGCUAAAAUCUGAUCAAACCGGCACGAGGAAAUGCGGCUGUCCAUUUCGACUCCGUGGUUAUUGUCAUGCCGAUAAAACAUGGCAUUUGACCGUUGUAAAUGGCAAACAUAACCACGAGUUGGACAAGGCAGUUGAAGGCCAUCUCAUUGUCGGUCGUCUCAAACCGGAAGAAAGGCAAUGUAUGGAGGAAAUGUCAAGGAAUUUGGUUCCGCCUAAGAAUAUAAUGUCCACAUUGAAAGAUAGGGAUCCAAACAACAAGACAACGGCAAUAAUCCAUCCCUGA
Trifolium pratense (red clover) is the source of this 648-nucleotide messenger RNA. RefSeq lists its product as uncharacterized. Gene Ontology annotation, molecular function: DNA-binding transcription factor activity, RNA polymerase II-specific. The transcript has 2 exons. The record is from RefSeq and is a predicted model, not a curated record. Lineage: Eukaryota; Viridiplantae; Streptophyta; Magnoliopsida; Fabales; Fabaceae. The coding region runs from base 73 to 648 and encodes 191 amino acids.